Messenger RNA from Stegostoma tigrinum, 3131 nucleotides. It is a transcript of the gene c2cd2l, whose product is annotated as c2cd2 like. Gene Ontology annotation, molecular function: phosphatidylinositol binding; phosphatidylinositol transfer activity. The record is from RefSeq and is a predicted model, not a curated record. Gene Ontology annotation, biological process: positive regulation of insulin secretion involved in cellular response to glucose stimulus. The transcript has 14 exons. NCBI's taxonomy places the organism in Eukaryota, Metazoa, Chordata, Chondrichthyes, Orectolobiformes, Stegostomatidae. Gene Ontology annotation, cellular component: cytoplasmic side of apical plasma membrane. The coding region runs from base 530 to 2665 and encodes 711 amino acids.
CCAGGCGGGGACACAGAGGGUGGGGGCGGGCUCUGUCCCUGACUGUGCUGUUUUCGUCGGACACACGGAGAAUUAGCAGCAAGAACAUACCGUCUCCCGGUCAACGGGAGGCAGGAUCCAGAAAUCACCGGGUGGUUUUUGACACGGCAGCAGUUUCAUCCCGAGCCGCUACCCCAACAUCGGAAGGGCAUCCUGAACCUCUCCAUGGAUCGGUUACCCCCUUAAGGAUCGCUGCUCCCCUUGACCGGUGGAGGCUGCAAGGCAGAUUCUGACCGGAGAUACAAAGUUGCAGGGUUUAAUGUAGCAAUAGCCCCCGCGAUACAAUGUAGCGACUGUGUGUGUGAGGUGUUGCUUUGAAUUUCUGGUGGUCUAGCAGCCGUGGAAUCGGGUGGGAGGGAGUUGCUUCGCCUGUUACAGUGUCACCAGGGAAGGAUACGGUUUACCCAGCCAGCGAUUGCCAAGUUGGAGGCGGACUCUGCGGUUCUGCUCUUUAUGUCUGAGCCCGGCGGCCACUCUUUCUCUGCCCGUCAUGUCUGUGCUGUUGAGCCUCCUCGGCAGCUUCUCUGGGCCGGCUCUGCUGCAGCACGCCGGCUGGUUCGCCCUGCUGCUCCUGUUCGCAGCUUCCAUCGUGACCGUCCUGACUUGGCUGGUGCAGUAUUCCGUCGGGAUUUGGAGACGAGGCGCCGUGAGGCAGCGUCCUCCCGCCAGCCUGGGCAUCUGGAGCUCCCUAUUAAAACUCGGCUGCUCCCGGGAAGACAGCGUCUCAGGCUCGGGGCUCAAGCGUCUCAUCACUUCCCUGUUCUCCUUCAAGUCCUUCAGGGACAAUUGGCAGAGAACCUGGAUCAAAGCGCUGAACGACCAGGCUUGUCGCAUUGGGAGCUCUCUGCAGAUCAGUUUUGAGGAGGGACCCCAGCUACCCUCAACAGCAUGUAUCAGUCAAGUGACAUGUACGGAUCAAUCUGAACAGAGCAUGGUUCUUUGCUGUGAGUUGACAGUGGAUGAAAUUCAGUUCCCUGUCUCUGUUACCCAACAGUCUCCAGCUGCCGUUUCCAUGGAAUCCUACCAGGUGACCUUGGCUCCACUUAAAGCCCAGAUGGAGAUUUGUUUGGAAGAAGCAGAGGUUGAGGGUCUGCUGGUCACUUGGUCAUUCAAGAAACCUCCUGCUCUAUCCCUCAGUGUCAACUCCAAACGACAGAAAGGGGGGAAUGAGGGGAAAGCAGAUAUUUCCACCAUUCAAGAACUGAUUGAGGAUACAAUCAUCAGCACUAGUCCAGCCAUGCUGGUCAAUCUCAAGGCGCACAUAGCAAGCACAACAGUACUUGCCGAGAAGUUUAGGAAGGGAUUGGCAUCUCCGUCUAAAGCAGCAUUAAAUGCUGGAUGCAGGCUGCUGGUCAGGGAGCUGAAGGCAAACGUGAGCAGAGCAGAAGGAGUUGGAAGUGGAGAGCUGUGUUGUGUAUUAGAACUUGAUAGUCCCGUACAGCUCAAGAGAACAACGUCAGUGAUGCCCAAGUCUCUAAGUACAAAUUCAGAACUGAAAUGGAAUGACGAGCUGAUUUUUGAGCUGGGGGCAAGAAGCAAAGAGAUGAAAGUGAAAAUCAUGGAAAAGUUGGAGCACAGUGAGAACGUGCUUUUAGGACAGAGCGUGAUCCCACUGGAUUUAUCUCGGAGAUCCCCUUCUCGAUGUCAUAGUUUUCCGUUAACAGCCACGCCGGAGAUGUCAAAUACUCCUACUGGAUCAGUGUCACUGGAGUUGAAUUAUUUAGAACCGACAGAUUCUAAGACAACCCAGUCGCUGGUCCCUGCAAGAACAGUCACCCCUACCAAAAAAAUUGAAAUGGACCGAACCGUAAUGCCUGAUGGCACCAUAGUGACAACAGUAACGACCAUCCAAUCCCGGCCCAAGAUGGAUGGAAAGAUAGAUUCUCCAACACGAUCACCUUCCAAGGUGGAAGUAACAGAGAAGAAGUCUAUCAAGAUGGAAGAUAGUUCUGUCAACGUGUCUCCCAGUAAUGCAGCAGGUAAUCAUCUUGCCAAUGGUUUGGACCCCGUGGUACAGACAGCAAUCCGGCAGCUGACCGAAUCCGCCAACAAGCCCAGCAAAAAGACACCAACGAAACGCAGCACCCUGAUUAUAUCAGGUAUCUCCAAGGCCCCCGUUGAUCAGGAAGAAAUGGCUCUUUCUGUGGGCUACGCAGCUUCCAUGGAUGCUUCACUGCAGGGGGAGCCAGGCUUGGCAGCUCUGCCCCACUGCAGUGCUCAGGAUGCGCUCGAAUCUCCAAAAUCCACCGACUCCCAGAACCAGCGGCAGGUGGUCAGCCAGGACCUGGAUGAAGCAGCUGUGUCGGAUAUUUCUGAGCGGCCAUCAGUGGAUGAUGUUGAAUCAGAGACCGGGUCAACGGGUGCACUUGAAACAAGGAGUUUGAAGGAUCACAAAGUUGGCUUUCUGCGCAGCAGCACCAAGCUCUUGUUCCGGAGGAGAAGCAAGCAGAAGGAGCCAGGUUUCAGUCACUCGCACGAUGACCUCUCCAACGUGAGCGACAGCCCCGCCUCCACACGGAAAAAAUCCGGCAGCUUCUCGCGGAAGCUCAUCAAGCGUUUCUCGUUCAAGUCCAAGUCCAAAUCCAAGGCCAGUGCCAAUGGCGGCACUGCAGCGAGUGGAAACUGACUGCAUUGAGCUUUGAAGGAGAGGCUUGUGUCAUAAAAUGCCUGGGAGCUGGACUACCUCAGGUAGACAAACAGGCAACAAGGCACUUGGGCCGAGUGGGGAUUUUUGCAGUAAUUUGUAUCCUGUUUCCUUUUCAGUGACAUUUCCCAUGAAAUGACAGGUGUACUGCUGUCUUUCAUCGACCAUUGCUUGUAAAAGCCACCGUGCAGUGACAUUCCCCCUUGGUUACAUCACACAGCAUCCGAAGCAUGGAGGAUACCCAAAGCUUUGACAACCUGGAGCUGAGGGAGACUCUAAGUCAGGAACUGAGACAGAGGGUGUUUGUCUGUUGACACUAGCUUUGAAUGCAAAUUACCUCCUACACCCUCUUCACCUUUCCCCAACUUUAUUUAUUGAAAAUCUAUAAUGGCAACCGGUUUUGGCAGCAAAAUGUUUUAGAAGAAAUAGAUUCUAUGAUUCUAUGAAA